AUGGCUGAAGCAGUUUUCUAUCCUCCAAAGAGGAAAAGAAAAGUAUGUGAGCAUUAUGAGUCUCCAUUUCCAAUCCCUUUUGAUCAGGACCAUGUUCCUAAGAAAGAAUUUAAAAUGUGCCAUGCUGAAAUGAUGAACAACAACAUAAUUGUGAGGAAUGAAGAGGAUAUUGAGCAACUAUAUGGGAAAGGUUAUUUUGGAAAAAGUAGUCUAUCAAGGAGCCGUCCAAACUUUACAAUUUCAGAUCCUAAGCUGGUUGCUAAAUGGAAAGGUAUAAGGACAAGCAAGCCCAUAAUUACAUCAAAGAAGUACCAGCAAGGUGUGGAAUGGGCUGCCAAACUCCUUUGUAGACAGGGACAGGAGGAAAGCACUGUGUAUAACAUCUUACAGGAGUAUACCAAGCCACUUAAACAACCUUCUUGGCAUAAAUGUGAAGAGGCUCCUUUUCAGGGUGAGCUCAACUAUGAAGUGGAUCCCAAAAUGGAAGCCCCAGAAGGUAGAGAGGAGCUUCUUGUGUUCAACAGAGACACUAGAGUGUCUGAUAGCUUGGAGGACCUGAACCAGCAAACUCACCGUCCAUGGCAGGCUUCCAGGCAGAAUAUUGGAACUACAAAUGGCUCCAGUGGACUUACAGUAGAGGAUGCUGCACCCUUGUCCCAUAAUCGGCACAGCCACCAUGGUGAUCUCAUCAUGCCUAACACUCAGCCAAAGGAUGGAUGGUGUGAAAGUGUCCCCUCUAGCAGAAAAAGCAGGCCUGAUGACAAGUAUGUGCUUGUGGAGGAAGUGGUUAGUGGUGUGAGCACGGGAGAGGAUGCACCGCAUGAAGAAGCAUUCUUCCUGGUCUAUGCUCUGGGAUGUCUUAGUAUUUCCUUUGAGAAGGAGCCUCUGACGAUAAUGAAACUCUGGAAGGCUUUCACUGCUGUUCAGCCCUCAUUCAGGACCACAUAUAUGGCCUACCUUCAUUUUCGAAGCAAGGGCUGGGUGCCCAAAGUGGGGCUCAAGUAUGGAACAGAUCUACUGCUGUAUCGCAAAGGCCCUCCAUUUUACCAUGCAAGUUACUCUGUCAUCAUUGGGCUGGUUGAUGACCAUUUUGAAGGAUCUCUUCGCAGACCUUUCAGCUGGAAGUCACUGGCAGCCCUAAGCAGGGUCUCAGUUAAUGUCUCGAAGGAACUUAUGCUAUGCUAUUUGAUUAAACCUUCUACUAUGACUGACCAAGAAAUGGAGUCACCAGAAUGUAUGAAAAGAAUUAAAGUCCAGGAGGUGAUUCUAAGUCGUUGGGUUUCAUCACGAGAGAGGAGUGACCAGGAUGAACUUUAA
Elephantulus edwardii (Cape elephant shrew) is the source of this 1317-nucleotide messenger RNA. It is a transcript of the gene TSEN2, whose product is annotated as TSEN2 tRNA splicing endonuclease subunit. The transcript has 2 exons. The record is from RefSeq and is a predicted model, not a curated record. NCBI's taxonomy places the organism in Eukaryota, Metazoa, Chordata, Mammalia, Macroscelidea, Macroscelididae. Gene Ontology annotation, cellular component: tRNA-intron endonuclease complex. Gene Ontology annotation, molecular function: nucleic acid binding; tRNA-intron lyase activity. Gene Ontology annotation, biological process: tRNA splicing, via endonucleolytic cleavage and ligation; tRNA-type intron splice site recognition and cleavage. The coding region runs from base 1 to 1317 and encodes 438 amino acids.